GCAGUGGCUGCUGGGAAGACGCGCAGUCCAGGGAGGUGGCAAACUGAAAGGUUUCUUCUUCAGGUAAACAUCACUGGGAAGGGCUCUUCCUCCGGACACAAUGGCUGCAAAUGAGAACUUAGAAGAUCAAGACAAGCUGAAGAGGGGUCUAGUGAAGGUUCUGGAAUGCGUGGCCACCAUCUCGUCUGCAGCAGCGGUGGUCAAUCCCAUCUUCGGCAUGGCUGGUUCUCUCAUCCGGGUGGUUCUACAUCAUGUGGAUGACGAAGACGUUCAGAAACUCAAGCGUGAGUUUGGCAGCGUGACUCGAGCCCUGGAUGAAAUCUCACAGCAGAACCAGAAUGUAUUGCUUCAGAUCAGGAAGGAGACUGUGGAUGGCCUGUACUGUCGUGUAGAAGAAAACAUUCGUAGUCAGUUCUCCAAAUUCAUGGACACUGUGGAGGUAUCGGCAGCACACGAACAGCGCAAGAAAGAAUUUGAAAUGAGCUUUGUGAUCAAUCAGUGUGACCAGAACUUGUACACGCUGUACGGCGGUGUGAUGGGCGAAUCGAAGCUCUUCAGUCAGUCCAUCCUAGAGGUCUACAUGAAACAUUCACAGGGCGACCAGCGUGUCAUGGAAAACCUCUGCACUCGACUCACAUACCUGUUCUGCAUCGGCCUCAUUGCUCUGAUGAGUUACGCUGCCAUCGUCGGGGAUGAUGAGGAAGCUCUGCGCAUCGAGUGGGAAGAGAAAAUGAAAGAUGUGGCCAAAAAGAUGUCAGAAGUGUUAAACAGUUAUGAGUGAUUCUACCUCAUGUGACCUUUUCCACAACUUCUAUUUUACCUAUCUUUCUAUGUUCUUUAUCUAUUUUACCUGUCAUUUCCCUAGCAACUGCUGUCCAUAGUUGUCUAUCUAUUCAUCUAGUUGUCUGUCUCACUUAAAACAAUGUAGCAGCGGCUUGCAACCACCCUGAACAACCUGUUAACCCAUACUGUAUUGUUUUGAAACAAAAGUUAU
Sinocyclocheilus rhinocerous is the source of this 994-nucleotide messenger RNA. RefSeq lists its product as uncharacterized. The coding region runs from base 101 to 781 and encodes 226 amino acids. The record is from RefSeq and is a predicted model, not a curated record. The transcript is spliced from 2 exons. NCBI's taxonomy places the organism in Eukaryota, Metazoa, Chordata, Actinopteri, Cypriniformes, Cyprinidae.